AUGCUCACCAACUGUGAAAUCAACAACUUCAAGCUCACCCGGCAAAUCGGGUCCGGAGCAUACGGACUAGUAUUCCACGCUGUGGAUCUGAUCACUGAAAACGAAUAUGCUAUCAAGGCCGUCGUCAAGGACGGCAGUUCGAACGGAACUGGUGGCAGCGACACAGCAGGCCCCGAAUCUGAUAUCAAGCGCUCUACCAUGCUUCAGACACAACUUUACUACUACUUCAAGUCUUUUCAAAACCAGAUUUUUUUGCCUACCGUCGAUCUGGACUCGAUAUUCGCAUUGGACAGCUCUCAGCUCAAGAGGGCACCCCAUUUCCGCGAGAUAGUCAUGCAUCUACGUGUUCACGCUCACGCCAAUGUUGUAACCAUUCACCAGGUAUUAGAGUCACCGCUGGCGACGUUUUUAGUUCUGGACUACUGUCCACGUGACCUCUUCACCUCGAUUGUUGACCAUCAGCACUUCGCAAAGGAUCCGUUGUUGGUCAAACGAGUGUUCCUGCAGCUGUGUUCUGUGUUACAGCAUUGCCACGCCCGUGGAAUCUAUCAUUGUGACAUUAAACCAGAGAACAUCCUCUUAGACGACCACGACAACGUGUAUGUGUGCGAUUUUGGGCUUAGCACCGAGUCUCCACAACUUCCAGCCAACGUUUGUCUCGGCUCCAGCUAUUAUAUGGCACCGGAACGUCUCUCGUGUCCGACGUCGCUCAAGUCCAGCGGCCCGAGUGGCUCUACUACCGAUGAAUGUUCUUCGCAGCGCUCAUCAUCCUCAACUCCAUCCCCACCAUUAUUCCCAACUUGGGCAGGUGACGUCUGGUCCGUUGGAAUCAUACUCAUCAACCUGACGUGCAUUCGGAAUCCGUGGUUAAAGGCAAAUCAAUCUGAAGACAGCACAUUCAGCUAUUUUGUGAAGGACCCACAAGUCUUGCUGAAGAUACUGCCUGUGUCACAGCAGCUUUAUCAGAUUCUGAAAGAUAUACUCAGACUAGAUCCCGCUACUCGGGCUUCUUUGGAUAGUAUUAUGGAUCGUGUGGCGCAUUGUACCUCGUUUACAACUUUUGGUCCUCUAUCAGAAGUUGCGUCACUAGAUGAAAUUGAUCAAGAACGAUUUCUCAGCAAUCCCAGAGCCCUCCGCAUUAAGCAAAUGCUCCAAAACUACCACUCUGACGAAGAACCUGCUCAUUUUGGGCCCCAAAUGGAAAACGAUUCUGAAGUUACCAGUGAAGAAGAAGGCUAUUGCCAAUUGUUUAAUGGACAAUUUGCCUCUACCGGGAUCAUUGGCGAUAAACCACUCAACUUCAGAAAGAAUCAACAGCAAUUACAGGAGCGAGGGGUCCCUUUCGAGCUCGGAAUAAAUAAGCUCAACUUGACAAAGAACGCCUCGGUUAUGACGAAUUAUUCUUGCCACACGGGAUGGCCCCCUCAAUACCGGUAA
Molecule: messenger RNA, 1437 nt
Organism: Lachancea dasiensis
Lineage: Eukaryota; Fungi; Ascomycota; Saccharomycetes; Saccharomycetales; Saccharomycetaceae
Source: the annotation of a GenBank genome assembly